GCGAAGAAUCGGCGGGGACAGUUGAAUCCAAGCAAAUAUGUGACAAAUUCAAAUUUGCAAAAAUGCCCACCUCCAAGUUUAAUCGCGUUGUCUCGUUAGUGCUUCUUUACGGCGUCGUAAAACCGGUGACGUCAUGGGAAUUUAAGGAGUUACCGCACCUUAUGAAUGAACACGAGCUGAGUUAUUACUUUGGGAGUAACCACCGCGAAGAGUUGCCAUUGUUUGAGGUGUUCUCACCCCGUGGUGAGCCCCUGUACGCAAGUGACCUAAAUCGUACAACUGGAGGAGGUGGGUUAGUGUUACGGGUGCCGUUUCAAAGUGACGUAGUGCGGUUGAGGUUAAGAACGCGCACCAACCUGGUGACCAAGCGGACCAGAGUGGUGACGCGAAACGGGGAUGACGGUGGUAGUACCCGGGAAGAGUUGCUUCACGCGAGGGCGAACGAUUGCCACUAUCUGCACGUGGAUCACCAGUCGAGUGCGGCCGUGACGAGUUGUGAUUUUCGGAAUUAUCACGGCAUCGUCUUCUUACCUAACCGCACACUCGAAAUCCAACCCUUGAACAAGCGUUUACGUAAUCUGGUCCCAUCGCUGUACGGCCACUUCCUGCUAGAGUCCCAAAACCUGCACCUGAUCAAGCAAACCACUUUCGAGAGUGUCAUCAACGUGGACGACGUCCUAGACCGGAAGAACAUUCUGAACAAGCAACCCACGAUCAACAACGAUGUCCACCUGUUGGGCGAUACUUUGGCUGAACGGAACUACACCCUAGAUGGGUUGGACGAGGUCGAGCUGGAUGUUCCAGCGAUGGGGAACCAACGACUUCGCAAGCUGACCAUCGAGUUGGGACUGUUCUUUGAUGAAGCAGCCUACAGGAUCUUCGCGCCACAUUUCGACAACGACGAUUUAAAGUUGAAGGACUUCAUCUUGGCGUACGUGAAUGCCAUCCAAGCGCUGUACCAUCAUCCCUCGCUUGGUUCUCCGGUGGACAUUACGGUUGUCUACUUGGAGAUCAUGAAAAAGCAGCCUAAAGGAAUGCCACACCACGGUGGCGAGCGGGAAUCGCUGCUGGAUUCGUUUUGCGCGUAUCAGAACAUGCUGAACACGGGGAACGACGGAGAUCCGAAUCACUGGGAUUUGGCGCUGUACGUGUCCGGGUUGGACUUUUACGCGAUUGAGAAUGGCCGCCGGAACGGGGUCACCAUGGGACUGGCCACCGUUGGCGGUGUCUGUCUGGGGGAGUACGCCUGCGUGAUUGCGGAGUUUGGAACGACCAGCGUGUUUGGGAAGCCCUAUCCAUCGGCUGGGUUCACUUCGGUGUACGUUUCGGCGCAUGAAAUUGGGCACAGUUUAGGAAUGCAUCACGACUCGGCGGGGAAUCCGUGUGCCAAGGAUGGCUACGUGAUGUCACCCUCGAGGGGAACGCAAGGGGAAACCACGUGGUCCAGUUGUAGUGCGGCGGCGUUGAAGCAACUUGCUUGGGCCGACUGCUUGUUCGACUCACCGACCAAGACUCAGAAAGAGUUGGAUGCUUGGAAGUUCAACGGAUAUCCUGGGCAGGUGUUUACUUCCAAAAGGCAGUGCGAGAUAUUGUUGGUUGACAAGGACGCCAUCGCGGCCCCCACCUCCGGGCUUGAACGCAUCUGCGAGAAUCUCCAGUGUCGCACGCCUCAUCGCACGGGAUUUUAUUUCGCUGGUCCCGCACUAGAAGGAACUGACUGUGGCGAUAGCAAGUGGUGCAUCGGGGGAAGCUGCGCAAAGCAGAAAAAGAAACCGCUGAAUGUGAUUAAGGGAGGUUGGGGCGAAUGGGUCACUGAGGACUGCAAUUCGGGUUGUUUGGAGCGGUCUCGUGGGUUCCAACAGAGAACCAGGCAGUGUGAUAAUCCGAAGCCGGUCAACACGGACGCCGGAUGUGAGGGAAGUACGUAUGACGUGGUCGUUUGCGACGAUGAGCAACUGUGCCGGGACAAACGGCAACCGAUCGAGAUUUACGCAAAUAUUAGGUGUAAGGAGUUUAGCAAGCUGUUGAGUAGACUUGAUCCGGCUGGGCGUGGGCUUCAGGGGCCGUAUGAUGGACACCGGUUGUGGAUGAGUUGUGCCAUCUAUUGCAAACGGGCGGAUAGUGAUGCGUACUAUGCGCCACGGUUUGAUUUGAACGAUCUUGGGGUGGAUUCGUACUUCCCGGAUGGAACGAGGUGUCACUCGGAUGGUACAACGAACUAUUACUGCCAGCAGCAUCACUGUUUGCCGGAGAACUUCAAAACAUCCAAGAUCUCGAUCUGGGCCCUGACCGAGGACAUUCCCAUCCCGGGUAACGCCCUGCCCAUGCGGACCCACUUCCUGGACAAGGAGCUGUUCAACUACCUGUCGAUCGACCGGUACGGCCGCCCGCUGGUGCAGCACUGGAACUACCGACCGGUUCCGCACGAGGACGAUGGCGAGUUCCCGGACAUCGACUAUCUGGAGCUGCCGGAAGAGGUCCGCAAGGCAACGCACCGGCAACGGUGAAUUUAGAAUAUGAUGGAGUGUUAAUUUAAGAAAUAAAUAAAUAAUAAAACGAAGGGAAACAUGUUUUCUUUCUGACUU
Culex quinquefasciatus (southern house mosquito) is the source of this 2585-nucleotide messenger RNA. RefSeq names its product A disintegrin and metalloproteinase with thrombospondin motifs adt-2. NCBI's taxonomy places the organism in Eukaryota, Metazoa, Arthropoda, Insecta, Diptera, Culicidae. Gene Ontology annotation, biological process: proteolysis; extracellular matrix organization. The transcript is spliced from 7 exons. Gene Ontology annotation, cellular component: extracellular matrix. The coding region runs from base 63 to 2507 and encodes 814 amino acids. The record is from RefSeq and is a predicted model, not a curated record. Gene Ontology annotation, molecular function: metalloendopeptidase activity.